AAGUCCACGUGGCUUUGUGCUUUGAGUUGGCCUGGAAGACCAAGAUGAUGUCAGGCUCAAAGAUAGUUCUUCCAAGCUCUGAUGCUGAUGAAUAUACUUUACAUGCUCUGCGUAGCACAAUAAUAAGUAUUGUGAACCCUAAAGGUCGGAAGGGCAGAAACAUCUACAUCAGUGGUAAUCGUCCAAGUUGGUGGCCAAAAGAUGUGGCAUUUUCUUCUGUGAGAGGGAGCAAGGCUAUCGCAAAUAGUAUCACUGUUGGAAACAUGAGAAAUGUCCUGAGCAGUACACAUUGUAAGUUUUAUGCAAAUUGAUGUAUUUGAUUGUACCCUUUUCCUCACUCAAUCCCACCUCUUCCCCACUCGUUGGUGAUAAGCAACCAGUAAGAGAAGUCAGCCCACAAAGUUCCUUUGAAAGUGAUCAAGAAGAGCCUGUAGGAAUGAACCAAACACCACCUACUGGAGCUAAUCGUACCCGAUCAGUUGGAGCCACAAUCAGCACUGCUGCACAACAUGCAAGCCCAAAGCUUAUCCUACCCAGCUCGUGUGCAAAUGACUACUCUCCACCUGAUCUCAUUUCGCUAAUUCAAAAGAUUUUAAAUCCCCAACGGAGAAACUUCGUAUACUCCAGUGCUAAUCGUCCCAGCUGGUGGCCGACUGAUGUAACAUUCAUUAGGGCAGAAGGUAAGAAUUGGAGGAACAAAGAAAGAAGGAACGGUAUGAAAGCUAAGGACAGGAUAAAAGUAUUGACAGCUUUUCUGAAGAAAUGUCCUGAGCAGUACACAAUAUCACCUCCUGUUGACCAGCGAAACUCUGCCUUAGAAGAUAAAACUGACCAACCAGAAGACUCCAUCAUAUAUAUUGAUGAUAGUUCAAAUGAAUCUGAUUCAAGUGACCCUGAAGACUUGUUGAAUAGUCUAGAGCAGCACCUUCUGGAUUCUAGGAAAAGAAGGCUCGAGGCUGAGAGGAAAGUUGAGAAGCUGAGUGAAGAAAACAAGCGUCUAAAAAAAGAAAAGAAGUCCAUAGGUUCUAUUGUGAAACGAUCGCGACUCCAUCAUUACUAGUUUAGUCCCUCAUUAUCCUCAUACUUAACUGUCCAUUAAUCAUGUAUCUACUUUCGUUUUUUCUUUUCUUUUCUUCAAACUCAUAAUCAUAUCAUUUUAUAUCAUCAUCACUUCAAUUAAUAAUUUUAUCCAA
Halichondria panicea is the source of this 1193-nucleotide messenger RNA. RefSeq lists its product as uncharacterized. NCBI's taxonomy places the organism in Eukaryota, Metazoa, Porifera, Demospongiae, Suberitida, Halichondriidae. The transcript is spliced from 7 exons. Bases 311 to 1060 code for a protein of 249 amino acids. The record is from RefSeq and is a predicted model, not a curated record.